AUGAAAAAGAUGAUAAUAAACUCAGAUAAUAAUAAAGUAUUAAAUAAGGAUCAUAAAGAUGAUUAUCAUUUGGAAACAAAUAAUGAAUUAAAGGUUAACUUAAAUUUUCAUAAUAAUAACAUAAUUUCAAAUAUUUUCUCAAAUUUAAGUUUAUUUGAAAAAAUAAAUAACAUUUUUACCAUUGAAGGUAAAACAUAUAUGCUAAAAUAUUGCAAUAAUUUAAAUGAGGAUGAUUUUAAUAUUUCAUAUUAUCAAAAAGUAGAUAAAAAUUUUAUUCCUAUAUCACCAUGGCAUAAUUUAAAUUUAAUGAAUGAAGAUGGUACAUAUAAUAUGGUUGUUGAAAUAACUAAAUACAAUUAUAUUAAAUUAGAAAUAAAGUUAACAGAAAAAUAUAAUGUUAUUAAACAAGAUAAAAAAAAAGGAAAAUUAAGAUAUUAUCAUAAUUCAAUAUACUGGAAUUAUGGGGCUUUACCUCAAACAUAUGAAUAUCCGAAGCAUAUUUAUAAUUAUAGGGCAAAAGAUAAUCAACAAAUUUUUUUUACUGGUGAUGAUGAUCCAUUAGAUAUAGUAGAUAUUGGACAAAAUAGUUUAAAAAUGGGUCAAGUUGUUCCUGUUAAGAUUUUGGGAGCUUUUACUUUAAUUGAUGAAGGACAACUUGACUGGAAAAUAAUAGGAAUUAAUAAAUAUGACAAAAAUUUUAAUAAUAUUAGUAAUUUGGAUGAUGUUGAAACAUAUUACCCUCAUACCAUGAAUUUAUUAUUAGAAUGGUUUCGUUCAUAUAAAAUGGCAGAAUCGAAAAAACUAAACAUUAUAUGUAAAGAAUUAUAUAAUAAAAAAGAAAGUGAAGAUUUAAUAAAAAAAACUCAUGAAUAUUAUUUAGAAUUUUUAAAGGAUGUAAAACUUCUUAAUUCUAACAAAAAAGAUACAAAUGUAUAUAAACAUAGUCAUAAUGAUAAUAUAAAUACAAAUGAGUAUAAUCAUAAUGACUUUUUAAAUAAAAUACAUGAUGACUCCAUAUAUAAUAAAUUAUUACAGAACAUACACGUUUCAUAUUGUAAAGCAAAUCCUUCUUAUAGGCCAAAUGGUAAUAUUUGGAUACCUUAA
Molecule: messenger RNA, 1104 nt
Organism: Plasmodium gallinaceum
Lineage: Eukaryota; Apicomplexa; Aconoidasida; Haemosporida; Plasmodiidae
Product: inorganic pyrophosphatase, putative
Exons: 3
Coding region: 1-1104 (367 amino acids)
Biological process (GO): phosphate-containing compound metabolic process
Cellular component (GO): cytoplasm
Molecular function (GO): magnesium ion binding; inorganic diphosphate phosphatase activity
Source: RefSeq, a predicted model, not a curated record